UAUGGCUUGUCCUGCGCAGCUUUCUAUUCCGUCGUCGGAAGGAGACUCGGAACGUGAAGUUCACUACCAAGACUACCUAAGGAUUAGUGAACUGCUAAGUCUUCAGGAGCUAAAAAGUGCAACUUUAGGAAAGGAUGGUGCAGUGCAUGAUGAGCAUCUCUUUAUUGUCAUUCAUCAAGUUUAUGAAUUGUGGUUUAAGCAAAUUCUUCAUGAACUUGAAUCUGUGAUGGAUAUUAUGCGUGCUGAGGUUAUUGAUGAGAACCAAAUGUUGAUUAUCAACUCCCGUGUAACAAGAAUCACAGUAAUAUUAAAAAUCCUGGUUGAACAAGUUAAAGUGCUGGAGACAAUGACUCCUCUUGAUUUUUUGGAAUUUCGGGAUUUUCUUAUUCCGGCCUCCGGAUACCAAAGCUUGCAGUUUCGACUGAUAGAAGUAAAACUUGGAAUCAAAGAAGCAGACAGAAUCAAUUAUGGCUCUGGGACAUUCAAAAAGCCAUUUGAAACAUACCUCGACUUAAAGAAGAAGUUAGAUGAAGCAUGCUCAAGUCCAUCUUUGCUUGAUCUUGUACAGCAAUGGCUGUCACGAACGCCCGGUCUGGGGAAAGGUUUCAACUUUUGGGCAAAGUAUGCAGCAAGUGUUAGUAAUAUAUUGGAAGAGAAAAAGCAACAAGCGGAGGUGGAAACGCGUCCACAAGUUAAAGAACAGAAAUUCAAAGAUUAUCAAAUGCAACAGCUGUUGUUUAAGCAACUUUUGGAUGAAAAAGAGCACAAUGCUCUAGUCAAGAAAGGAACCAGACGUCUCUCGCAUCAGGCUUUGCAGGGUGCCAUGAUGAUUACACUUUACAGAGAUGAACCGAGGUUUCAGGCUGCAUCACAGUUUAUGAACUUGUUGAUGGAUGUCGACACAUUGUUUAUGCAGUGGAGAAACAACCACUCACAUUUUGUCCAAAGAAUCAUUGGCACCAAAGUAGGCACUGGUGGCUCAUCCGGUUAUCACUAUUUGCGAUCCACUGUCAGUGAUCGAUAUAAAGUAUUUGUGGAUUUUUUCAAUCUUUCGUCGUACAUAAUUCCUCGUCACCAUAUUCCUGUUUUGUCAGAAGAGAUGAAGGAUCGCCUGUACGUUCAUUUUAUCACAGCGGAAAGUGAGCAGCGUUUUGCACGUCAUAUUUCACCAGGUUUUAGACAGGGAGAGGAGGGGCAGGACUAAACUGUUGACCAACACAAGUGUUUGACACAAUUGCGUGUAUUUUGUGAAGACGGUGGGAUGAUUUUAAUGGUUAAUUUUGAAUAACACACAUAGAAUAUAGAGCAAGUUUUGUGGUACAUGUAUACAGCUACAUGGUACUUGAA
Corticium candelabrum is the source of this 1347-nucleotide messenger RNA. Its product is annotated as tryptophan 2,3-dioxygenase-like. The coding region runs from base 2 to 1204 and encodes 400 amino acids. Gene Ontology annotation, molecular function: L-tryptophan 2,3-dioxygenase activity; heme binding; metal ion binding. The transcript is spliced from 14 exons. The record is from RefSeq and is a predicted model, not a curated record. Lineage: Eukaryota; Metazoa; Porifera; Homoscleromorpha; Homosclerophorida; Plakinidae.